Molecule: messenger RNA, 939 nt
Organism: Aspergillus eucalypticola CBS 122712
Lineage: Eukaryota; Fungi; Ascomycota; Eurotiomycetes; Eurotiales; Aspergillaceae
Product: HIT-like protein
Exons: 3
Coding region: 208-939 (243 amino acids)
Biological process (GO): nucleotide metabolic process
Molecular function (GO): catalytic activity
Source: RefSeq, a predicted model, not a curated record
AUCGAAUUCCCUCCUCCUAGCUCCAAAGCACAGACACAUAUUUAGUCCCGGUUGCUCGUAGGAACGGACCCAGUCACUACCCAACUACCACCAAUCAAUCUCAGGAACCCAGCAACCCUUCAUCCUAUCCACCCCCAAUCCCCUACCCCAGAUAUCCAUCCAUCCAUCCAUUAUCUAUCUUACCCACCCAGCCAACCAACCCCUACCAUGACCUCAGAUCAUCACCACACAUGCCCCUUCUGCGCCAUCGCUCACAAAUACCCGCCCCUCCCACCAACGACAUUCCUCCGCCCGAAGAAUUCCUCCCACGAUGAUCAUUUAAAUUUAGCGGCUGCCGCGGCGGCGCCCCCUACUACUACUACUGACAUUCCUUCCCCGGAUUCAUUUACCGAGUCGAGCAAUUCAGACGGCCCUGGCCAUGCACACCUCCUCUUAUCCACUAAACAUGUCCUCGCGUUUUUGGAUAUUAUGCCCUUAACGAGAGGACAUGUUUUGGUUGCUACGAGGGAGCAUUGUGAAAGGUUGGGGGAUGUAAGGGUGGCUGUCGGGAGGGAGAUCGGCCAAUGGCUCCCUGUUAUCUCGAGGGUCGUGAUGCGGACCCUCUUCGGGGAGGAACAGCAAGGAGACUUUAACUCGUUGUGGAAUUGGAAUGUCGUGCAGAAUAAUGGUGUCAGAGCUGCGCAGCAGGUCCCUCAUGUUCACUUCCAUGUUAUUCCCAGGCCGCCUGAUCGGCCGGCGGAAGGGAAGGGAAAGGCUCAUUUGAGUUAUGUGAUGUUUGGGCGGGGGCAGAGGGAGGAUUUGGAUGAUGAGGAGGGUGAGAGUCUAGCUGGGUUGUUGAGGGAGGAGUUGGCGAAGGAGGUUGAGCGGAUUAAGAAGGAUGAGGGGGUCGAUUUGGAAGGGGAGUUUGGGGGUUUUAAAGUGGAAAGGGGGAAGCUUUGA